This is a messenger RNA of Schistosoma spindalis, 3193 nucleotides long. The record is from the annotation of a GenBank genome assembly. NCBI's taxonomy places the organism in Eukaryota, Metazoa, Platyhelminthes, Trematoda, Strigeidida, Schistosomatidae.
AGAUUUCGAGCGGAGGUUUGAAGUUGUUUGACGCGUUCAAAUUCUGGCUGACACUGUGCUAUCGGCUACCGGAUUGCCUUCACAUCAUACCUUCAUCACUGUUAUUUAUUGUCGAUUACACUUUUUAUUUCGUACUUGAACGGGACAAUUAUCACUAUGCAGAUAUAUACUUCUGAAAAGCGUGGGUCCGAUACAACUGGAGACGGAACAGAAAAAGCUCCCCUAAAAACUAUUCUUCAGGCCAUCGCCAAGUUAGAUGGGAAAAUUGAUGCAGAUACGCGCAUUUGGGUCGAUGGUGUUGAAAAUGAAAUGUGGGAUCCUGUAUCUAAAUCGAAACUAAAAAAGAUGAUCAAACAAUAUCAUAUUCAAGAAAGAAAACAUGAUAAGGUGUCAAAGGGAAAAAUUGUAAGUCUCGCUUGCGCGUAAUUUAAUAUUUACGUAUUCCGGUGUUGGUGGGUUCUACACAAUCUAUUAUUUACACAAAUCAAUGCGUUCUGUACCCCCCAGGUAUUAUCAUUUGUGACCUAUCAAUCUAGUCAUAGUGGCUACAGCAUUUUAAAUUCCUGUUAUGAGUAAUUUGAAGCAAUCAACUUAAAAUUUAGGUAAAUAUGUGCAUCAUUUUGGUGUUAAAAGCUUGCGGUUGUACAAUAUAUCAAUCAUACUAAGCAAUUUCGAGAUAAAUGCUGCUUAAGAUCACUAAUGAUACCUUGAAUUUCUUUAACUGUAGUUACAGACUAUUGUAUCGACAAUGUAGCAAAAAUGAUGACUUAUUUGUGUGUAUAAAGACAUAAAUAUUGACAGUCAAUAUCUUACUGGAUAUUCUGUCCGAGUAUAUCACUUCAGUAACUCGGUGCGAAACAGUCUAUGUGGACCAACAAACUGUUGGAAUACCACAGAAGGAUAAAAUACCAGUCGGAUCCCAUGUAAAACUUUUGUUACGUUUCUUUAUUCAUCCUGGUGAUGACAAUCCUAUCCUACAUAGUUUGUGUAUGUAUUCACUCUUGACAUCAAAUAGCAUUUGUUGAUGGAUGUAAUAAAAGCACAACUUCACUCAAAUGCUCUGUUCAUAUACAUCGGUCUUAACAAAUAAUAUGGCCUCUCGGUAGUAGUCAGUCUCCAUAAAUUGUUUGGAUCGAAGCCUAUUAUAUUAACCUUGAUAAGUGAAUUACAUGAAAAUUAAGAAAUAUGCUGCUUAGAAUAGUAAUACAUCUACAUUACAAAGGUGCUUAAAGAGGUCAUAUAAAAGUAAAGAUAUUUUUAAACGAACCUUUACUACCGUUUUGCACUAUCCUGCUAUUCAUUUAGUUGCUACACAAAGUUCACUUUGUUCCGUACCAUCUGUGAUAAAGAACAUAAGGCUAACUGUUCUUCAGUGUCUCAUGUGCUUCCAAAUGUAGUCUAUUGGUUGGAACACUGGUUUGUCAAUCAGUAGAUAAAGAGUUUGAAUUCAGUCCCACCUAUCCUAGUAAAGUCGAUAGGCCUCACAGAAAUAGUAUGGCUCGAAGCCAAAAACAUAAACUUGUACUGUGUGUGAAUUACAGUUUACAUACUUUUUGAUGUUCUUAUUAUACUGUUGCAUUUCUUUCUCAGCCAUCUGCUGAAAACGGUAAUCUUAGUGAAGCAAUGGAUGUUCAGCUGACUUUGGACACAAAAUUACCUGAAGCGAAACAAUGUAAAAUUCGUGAUUUGCAAACUUUAUACGAUCAACGUGUACGUGUGUAUGGUUGGGUGCAUCGAAUACGUCGUCAGAGUAAAACUUUAAUGUUCAUUGUUCUUCGGGAUGGUACUGGGUUCUUGCAAUGUGUUUUUUCAAACAACCUGUGUUUAACUCAAGAUGCAAUCACGCUAUCACCAGAGUCUACUGUCGAAGUUUAUGGGGUGGUGAAACAAUUGCCAUCUGGUAAGUCAGCUCCUGGUGGCAUAGAAUUGGUUGCUGAUUGUUGGACGAUAAUUGGUAAAGCACCAGCUGGUGGUAUCGACUCUGUAUUAACCGUGGAAAGUGAUAUAGACACUCAAUUGGACAACAGACAUUUGGUUAUUCGAGGAGAAAAUACAUCGAAAGUUCUCAGACUCAUCAGCGUUGCUUUGGAAGCUUUCCGUGCACAUUACCUAGAUCGUGGUUAUGUGGAGGUUUUACCGCCGACAUUUGUUCAAACUCAAGUCGAAGGCAGUUCUACAUUGUUUUCUUUGAAUUACUUUGGUGAGAAUGCAUUCAUGUCUCAAUCGUCUCAGUUGUAUUUAGAAACAUGUAUACCUGCCGUAGGUGACUGCUUCUGCAUAACCCGUAGCUAUCGAGCUGAAAAAAGUAGAACUCGGCGCCAUUUAUCUGAGUAUAAUCACGUUGAAGCAGAAUGUCCAUUUAUUGAUUUGAAUGGUUUAUUAGAACGGAUUGAAGAUUUAGUUGUUGAUGUUUGUGAUCGCAUCAUGAAAAAAUCCGGUGAUCUGUUAUUAGAUGUGAACCCACAAUUUAAAAUACCUAGAAGUCCUUUUAAACGACUAAAAUACGAAGAUGCAAUUGUUCAUUUAAAUAAUUUAGGCAUUACAAAAGAAGAUCUUACACCUUUCCAAUAUGGUGAUGAUAUUCCUGAGGCUCCUGAACGUCGACUUGUAGACACAAUUGGGGAACCGGUCCUGUUAACCAAUUUUCCUGCUGGAUUAAAAGUUUUCUAUAUGUUGCGAACUAAAGGUGAUCAACGUCUGACUGACUCGGUUGAUCUACUUGUCCCAGGCGUUGGUGAAUUAGUUGGUGGAUCAAUGCGUAUGGAUAAUAUUGAUGAUCUUCUCAAAGGAUAUCAGUUAGAGGAAAUAGAUCCAACCCCUUAUUAUUGGUAUACAGAUCAGCGCAAAUUUGGAACUUGUUCACAUGGUGGCUAUGGAUUAGGUUUUGAACGAUUUUGUACUUGGCUUUUAGGCAAAGAUCAUAUACGAGAUGUUUGCCUAUAUCCUCGUUUCAUGGGUCGAUGUCGACCAUGAGUAAUAGUUUCAUCAUAACUCUUACAUAUUUGUAUGGAUAUACUCGGUUUUUUUCUUAAAUUAUCAGUGCAAAAUUUUGUCAUGUACGUAAAUAUUUGUCAACGACUUCAGUGGUCGAUAAUUCACAGUUUGUUGCAUUUCUUUCCCAACGAAUGAUAAAUAUAUCAUUGCAUUACUGAAGUUUAACUUGAUAAUUUCAAAUAUAUUGAGCAUCUGAAUG